AGAUUUUUGGAGGGAAAACAAAAAGGAAUCCCCAAUUUUCGCCGGGGAAAUGGCUAGACGACGGCUGAGACUCCAACACUACUCCGACGACGACGAAGUAGAAGAAGGAGAAGAUGAAACUGGAGCAAGCGGACUCGGCGAUUCCGCUCAGAGCGUUAGUCGUGCGCCUUCUAUUCAACCGGAGAGCUCAUCAGCCUCCACUUUCAACCCUAAUCCCGACGAGCCAAUCACCGCACCGGAAGUUGAGACUAUCGACGUCUCCGGUGAUCACACUCCCACACCGCCGGAUUCUAGUAUUCCGGUUGAUCCGUCGGAGAUAGAAGUCGAGAACUACGACUCGCCGAUCGCUGAGGCUCUGGUGCGAAUGGGGAUUAAGCUCAAGACGGAGUGGUGGCUCUCUUGUCUCUCUCGCCUCGAAGUCUCUGUCCCAGAGUUCUCCCGCCUCGAAGUUGCCGCGAAAGCUAAGCAUUGUUUCGAGCAGUUUCUGUUCUGCGAUAUGAACCUAUGCGGAGGUGGAGGUGGGGUUCUUCCUCGGAACGUUGCGUCUAUGGUUCUUGAGGAACUCGCUGGUCCGUUUGUUCUGCAGGUUGAUGAGAUUGUGAACAUUGGGUGCUCACUCAAAGGGAGAUAUGAAAACGCUAAUGCAGGGCUUAAGAGGUGUUUGAAGCUGUCCAUGACAGAUGGUGUUCAGCGUGUUUUUGGUAUGGAGUACAGACCUAUUAAAGAUCUGCAAGUCUUGGCUCCUGCUGGUUUAAAGAUUGUUGUGUCUAGCGUACAAGUUAGACAUGGGCUUUUAAUGCUAGUACCUGAGACUAUACAAGUUUUAGGAGGGAUGGUUGAAGAAUUGGAAGAGGCACGGAAGCGUCUUGUUAUUGAAGUGAACAAACCUCCAAGAGGAAUAAGAACAAGGAACCGAGGUGUUGCUUCAUUGGCAACCAGAGCCAGUGUAGCUGCGUGGUCGCUUAAUGAAAAUGAUUCUGGUAAUCAAGUAAACAGUUCUACCUCGGGAGAUGCUAGUCACGUUCAGGCCAAUGCUCAAGGCAAUUCAGUGAAUGUAACGAGAACUCAUACCCGUCCACGGACGAUGACUAGUCCUCCUGCUUCCGUCAAUGUGGAAGCUACUGUUUCGAGGGUUGAGCAUAUGCAGAUUGAUACUGCUGCUACCCACGGGGAAAGAACAUUCUCUGGUUUGCACUCGACUUCUAGUAACAUUCACAUGACAGCAUCCACACCUCGUACUAGCUGUAGUGGUACAAGACCUCUUUACAACAACGGCUCCGAAAACACCUUGGAUCAACAAACAUCUAACGUGACUUCAUUCGUCGAAGAAAUGCAUAUCGACAACGGUAAUGCGAGAGAUACAACGAGUCCUGUAUAUGGUUCAGGUUUAGGCGCUGUAGCUGAUGAUGAAUUCAGUAACAUGGUUGUCGAUUUGGAGACCCCCUCUGUGUUGUCUACAAAUCCGGAGACGCCUUUCACUUACUUGGCCGAGAUGGAUCAAAAGUGGGCAUUAACGAAAGAUACCAUGCAUUUUAUGCAAGGAAGGAUUAAGUGCUUUCUAACCGGAGUGAAGAAAUUCCAGUUCAAGCAACAGUCUACUUUUGAGCUUAUAUGUUACGUCGAUGAUGGUAGUCUCAUCUGCGAGGUCUUACUCCAUAACGACGUUGUACAAAGAAAGAUAGGUCAUUCAUCCAUGGAGGUCACAGCUGCGCUUUCCUCUUCAGCACCAACAAAAGAAAAUGCCAUGAUGAAGGAAAAACUAAAAGGCUUCCAGUUGUUUCUAGCUGACUUUGAGGGAGUGAUGGUGGUAGAAAUGAACAAGACGUCGCAGUAUCCAGUAGCCAUUGAGAUGAAUCAGGGAUGUUCAUCAACCGAUGCUCGGUUACUCUUUGAAAGAAUCAAAUCUUCUGCAACAGCUCCUCGAGUUGUUGUCUUAUCCCCUUGAUCAAGUAGUCAAACUAAAGCUUGUGAAACAGUGAGGUGUUUUAGUAACUUGACCUCAUUAACCGAUUCGAAAAAACCGGGUAAUUUAAGUUUUGGUAGCUAAUUUAACCGGCUGUUAUAGCUUAGUACGAAGUACAGUACUAUUUUCUGUUCUUUUAACCUAUAAGUUUAUUUUUGUCAUGUUUGGAUAAAAGCACAGUGUAAUGUUAUUUGGUAGUUUCUCUUUAAUAAUGAUAUACAACACAAUCCUCUCAAUCAGA
This is a messenger RNA of Raphanus sativus (radish), 2204 nucleotides long. Its product is annotated as recQ-mediated genome instability protein 1. Gene Ontology annotation, molecular function: nucleotide binding. The transcript is spliced from 8 exons. Gene Ontology annotation, cellular component: nuclear body; RecQ family helicase-topoisomerase III complex. Lineage: Eukaryota; Viridiplantae; Streptophyta; Magnoliopsida; Brassicales; Brassicaceae. Bases 50 to 1945 code for a protein of 631 amino acids. The record is from RefSeq and is a predicted model, not a curated record. Gene Ontology annotation, biological process: resolution of meiotic recombination intermediates; double-strand break repair via homologous recombination.